Messenger RNA from Camelina sativa (false flax), 2085 nucleotides. The record is from RefSeq and is a predicted model, not a curated record. Lineage: Eukaryota; Viridiplantae; Streptophyta; Magnoliopsida; Brassicales; Brassicaceae.
AUGGCGGGCACUUCGGAUCCUUCUUUUUCGCCGGAAAGCGAAAGCGGGCAAUUAAUUCGUCGCACCUCCAGACGCGUCGCGCAGAUCGGAGAAUCCAGUAGAUCGGGCUCUGAAAUCCCAUCUCUUCUAACUCGCUGCUCAGCUGGAGCUUCAUCAUCACGGACUCCUCUACCAGUUCGUCAUGAAGACGGGAGUGACGAACUGACUCAAGACGUGUUGUCGCAAGAAGAAGACCGAUUCACGCCUUUAGGAAUCUCAAUCGAAGAUAUCGAUCCUUUGUUAGACCAUAAAGGACGAAUUGGAGGCGAUAAGAGUUUGAGUUCGAUCAAAACCGUGAACGACAUGCUGAACUCAUGCGGUCUAUUCAACAGCAACGUCACAAUUUUUAUUCCUCGAGCCGACCAGCGCCCCUGGAGCCCGCCGGAAGGGUACAUAUGCUUGUACGAGGGUUAUUUUACUGAAUGUCGCCUCCUAUUCCCAAUCCCAGCAUUGAUAUCACUCUACGCCCAAAGACGCAGGAUAGCGAUCUGCCAAUUUGUCCCUGGAGCCAUUUGUAACUUCAUGGCUGUCCUUACCAUAGCAGCCGAAGUCGGACUUAACAUUGGAGGUCAAUGCUUUGAGCAACUAUCCAACUUCAAGUCAUCAAACAGUCUGCAUCGCUGGGAAGUGAAUAUGAGACCGGCGCACAAUUUCCUUGCUGGUCAAAGAGUUUCCAAAUUCAAGAAGUGGGUGAACCACUACUUUUAUGUCCGCGUCGAUCAGUACUCGCUCGUUAAUCCAUUGGGUUUCCAUCGGAGAGUGUGGAAUGAAAAUCCUGAUCGUCCAUUUUGCGCAACAUGUCUAGCUCCGGACUAUCACCCUGUCAGGAACGCUCUACUAUCCGGGAACAAUCGUCGGUGGGAAUUUAUUACCCGUAUCCGUGUUGAAACAGCAAUGGGCAAACCCAGGACAACAUUCCCAAGUUUCGCGAGUUCGCUGGGACGAACUGCGGAGCCAGCCGGGUCACGUGUCGUUGAAUCCGACAGUCUCCAGGUCAUUCGCCGAGAGACCCAGGCUGCCAUCGAAGCCGAUAUCAAUUCUCCUCAGGACCGGUUUGAUGCUGAUCCUGUUCAGGAUCGGACCGUCGUCGAUCCCACUCGGGCUUCCGAAGAAGACGUCGACACGGUCGAUGUUACGAAAGGCGAUACCCCUCCUCUAGCUUUAGGGAAUGUCGUUCCUCCGAACGAUGAAGAAGAUGUUCCUCAGCUUGGAGCUGGACCAAAAAGGAAGAAGAGGAAACACAAAAAGAAGGCGCCGCAGCCAGCAACAAACCGCAAACGCUCAGCUGAAAAUGCCGGACUGGAAUCUGCCGACCGAUUCCGUCUGACUGCCGCCAGGAUGAAUACGCUGACUCAGUUGUACGAUAGGCGAGUCAAAAGUGAUGAAAAGUCUGGAUUCGAGCUUGAAAAGGUGAAGGAAUGCGCGGAACAAAUCCGAGUUGCCAGCAAAGCUAAGGAUGAGAGGAUCAAGGAGCUUGAAUCUCUUCUCGCUGAAAAGGACGAUAUCAUCGCCAAAUCCGAACUAAGGAUUGGCGAACUGAAUUCCCGAGCGCUUAUUCUCGAAGAAGAGAAAUCCGAACUGCAGGGAGCAUGCAACGAGUUGAAAAUCAAACUCGACUUUGAAGUUAAAAGACUUCGGCGGGAUCGUUUGGAGAAGGUGGAGCGAACAGCGAAGAAAGCGCAGACUCGAUUGAAUAAGGUCAAGGCUUAUUUAGUCGAACAAGAGAAGAUUCGCCCCUUGGAAGACCUGUUAAACCAGGCUACCAGGGUGCAGGAAACUGUGCAAUAUCUGAUCGAGAAGGGGGUCGUUAUUCCUGAGGAGCGAAUCGCGGAGAUUGAUAAGAACAAGGCCAAAGCCGAGGAAACUCUCCAAGCGAUCGACGUCCUCGAACUGAAUGAAAACGACGUCGUCAUGUCCCCUGAUCAGCUGGGCUACAGACUUCUUCACCCUGGAACGAUGGCUCCGGACUCCGUCUACCAUCCGUAUGGCUCCAAUGUCGAGAGCUUCCAAGCCGAUUUGACCGGUGCUUUGGACUCUGAUCUUUAA